Electrophorus electricus (electric eel) is the source of this 2586-nucleotide messenger RNA. RefSeq names its product succinate-CoA ligase ADP-forming subunit beta (gene sucla2). Gene Ontology annotation, cellular component: mitochondrion; succinate-CoA ligase complex. Lineage: Eukaryota; Metazoa; Chordata; Actinopteri; Gymnotiformes; Gymnotidae. Gene Ontology annotation, biological process: succinyl-CoA metabolic process; tricarboxylic acid cycle. Gene Ontology annotation, molecular function: succinate-CoA ligase (ADP-forming) activity; ATP binding. The record is from RefSeq and is a predicted model, not a curated record.
UCCUCAGAGCUGCUGCUUUGGAGAGGAACAUGGCGACGUCCCUGAUUUGCGGCCGGUUGUCCGCUGGACUGAGACAUUCUGGGUCCCGGACGACUUUAAACUCGGCGGCCAAGAUACUCGCUGGGACGUCGGGGUUGUUCAGUAACCAUGGCAACCAGCCGUCGGCACUGGUGCAGGGGCAGCAGAGGAGGAACCUGUCUCUGCACGAGUACAUGAGCAUCGGGCUGCUAAAGGAGGCGGGCAUCUCGGUGCCCACGGGUUUGGUGGCCAGCACGCCAGAGGAGGCCUACAGUGUGGCCAAGGUGAUCGGCUCUAAAGACCUGGUGGUAAAGGCACAGGUGUUGGCUGGUGGCAGAGGUAAAGGGACGUUUGAGGGCGGCUUGAAAGGAGGAGUCAAAAUCGUUUACUCGCCAGAGGAAGUGAGGGACAUCUCCUCACAGAUGAUUGGCAGGAAGCUCUUUACGAAGCAAACGGGGGAGGCGGGACGGAUCUGUAACCAAGUGUUCAUCUGUGAGCGCCGCUACCCCCGCAGAGAGUAUUACUUUGCCAUCACCAUGGAGAGGUCUUUUCAGGGCCCCGUGCUGAUUGGCAGCUCUCAGGGGGGUGUGAACAUCGAGGAUGUGGCGGCUGAGAAUCCGGACGCCAUCGUGAAAGAGCCAGUUGACAUCGUGGAGGGUAUUAAGAUGGAGCAAGCAAUAAAGGUAGCGAAGAAGAUGGGUUUCCCUGAAGCUUUGGUAAACGAAGCUGCAGAAAACAUGAUCAGACUUUAUAACCUUUUCAUUAAAUACGACGCAUCCAUGUUGGAGAUCAACCCAAUGGUGGAAGACUCCUCUGGCAUCGUAAUGUGCAUGGAUGCCAAGAUCAACUUCGACUCAAAUGCCGCCUACAGACAGAAGAAAGUGUUUGAGAUGCGGGACUGGAGCCAGGAGGACCCCAGAGACAGACAGGCAGCUAAAGCCGACCUCAACUACAUCGGCCUGGACGGCACCAUCGGCUGCCUGGUCAAUGGGGCGGGGCUUGCGAUGGCAACUAUGGAUAUCAUCAAACUACAUGGUGGAAUUCCUGCCAACUUCCUGGACGUAGGGGGUGGAGCCACAGCAAGCCAGGUGACGGAAGCCUUCAAGCUUAUCACUUCGGACAAAAAGGUGCAGGCCAUCCUGGUCAACAUUUUUGGAGGAAUUAUGAGGUGUGAUGUGAUUGCUCAGGGCAUCAUCAUGGCCGUCACCGACUUGGAUCUGAAAAUUCCCAUCGUAGUGCGGUUACAAGGAACCAGAGUGGACGACGCCAAGGCGCUGAUUGCUGCCAGCCCUCUGAAGAUCCUGGCCUGCGAUGACCUGGAUGAGGCAGCUAAGAUGGUUGUAAAGCUUUCUGAAAUCGUAUCGCUGGCCAAAGAGGCCCAGGUGGACGUCAAAUUUCAGCUGCCCAUCUAAAAAGCUCCCACCCGAGAGGCACAUUUACAAAGUCGCACUUCUGUUCCAACCACAUCCUUCCCAGACCAGGGUUUUAAACCAUGAACUGAGAUCUCGGCCCCCGAGUCCCACAACUCCCCCGACGCUGCGUGUUCCAGCUUGUGUCUAUGGUUCAUAUCUGAACCUCCAGCCUGUAGUCACACGUUACUGCCAUCUCCUGUGCUCCAUCAGUGCUUCCAGAUUGUAAGAACACUCUGUUCUGUAGUUGGUGAGCGGCAGACCGAUCAUCCCAUGUAACCAGCCCACAACUAGAUUAGACUGGUUGUCUUGGUUACUCUGAUUAGAACAGGUCAUUGUUACUGUUAGUUUUAUUUUUGUUUCUUUUUAUGUGUUGUUGACAUUUUCUUUCCCUCUCUAUUACUAAGGCGGACCUAUUUAUGCAGGACUAUAUUGAUAUUGCAGAAAUUUACAUUGAGGCGAAGCCUGUUAAAUGUAAUAUGUGUUUGACACUGGUUCUGUAUCUCGGUACAAACACACACACACAAACACUUACACUUGCAGAGUCUUGUUAAAAUGAUAGCUUCGUUCUCUUUCUCGCUCCCUUGUCUGUUGUCCCACUGGGUGCAUGUGUAGUUGGAGUAGGGCUGUCUUUCCUUCAGCCUGCGUUUUUGCGAAGAGCAUGGCACUGUUUCCCACCCUCAGAAACGCACAAACUUUAGGGGAACCUGUGUUAUUUGAGUUGUGUUCUUCAUUUGCGAGCUGCCGAUUAGCAAGCCGAGUUAAACGAUGUUCCUGUAAAAAGUGCAGAAAUGGUGACACUGAUGAUGUCCCUGUGGGCUCGAGUUGUCACCUCCUGUAAACUCCCUGAACCUACACCUUCAGAACUAGUCUUCAGCAACGUCAAGAACCACCUACUGAAGCUUUAAUUGGUUUGUUUAGUUUGUCAUUGAUUAUAAACAUGGCAAUCAAAAGCCCGUGUUGCUGGCUCAUGAUGGGGGGAAGGAAUUUCUGCACUCUUGAGGCAUGUAAAAGAAAUAAACUGCACUUGAAUAAAUGUCUAUUUACCACAGAACUGAUGAAAUAAGUUGUUUAAUGUUACUUCAAGGACAUCGAUGUAUUUAAAUGGAACAUUUUCCAGUACAUGCAUUACAAUAAAAAUUAUGCUCAUAAAGGCUUA